This is a messenger RNA of Oncorhynchus keta (chum salmon), 3996 nucleotides long. RefSeq lists its product as uncharacterized. The transcript has 2 exons. Bases 48 to 3257 code for a protein of 1069 amino acids. The record is from RefSeq and is a predicted model, not a curated record. NCBI's taxonomy places the organism in Eukaryota, Metazoa, Chordata, Actinopteri, Salmoniformes, Salmonidae.
UGACUGAUGGUCAAUACAAGGCUAGCAUUAGCAACAACUCCGAGCAGAUGACUGAUGGUCAAUACAAGGCUAGCAUUAGCAACAACGCAAGGCUGACCGGAAAAGAGGACGAGGACGAGAGGAAAAGGAAGAAGGUCGCAACCACCACUACGGGGCGAAGGCUUGAGAAAGCAAAGGCGAAGAUAAGAGAGGGAGAUGAAACCUGGAAGCCCCACAGUAACAGGAAGAGAAUCCGUGUGAGGAGAAAGGAGGGUUUGGAGCCGGAGCAGGGGCAAAGGACUGAGACACCAAAAGCAAAGACAGAGAGGAGACAGGAGGAUGAAACCUGGAGUCAACACAGGAAGAGAAUCCGUGUGAGGAGAAAGGAGGGUUUGGAGCCGGAGCAGGGGCGAAGGACUGAGACACCAAAAGCAAAGACAGAGAGGAGACAGGAGGAUGAAACCUGGAGUCAACACAGGAAGAGAAUCCGUGUGAGGAGAACAGAGGGUUUGAAAGCGGAGCAGGAACAAUCAGAGGACAGUGAGACCCCAGAGCCUCCUCGGAAAAAGAGGAAACGCAACGUCUCUACAAAGAUAGAAGAUAGUCCUUUAGUGAGGACUGAAAGGGUGAAACUCAAUGACAGAACGAAGACUGAGAACGGACAAGUGAAAAUAAGCCUCUGUUCUGUCAGUCUGUCAACCAACAAUGUCUUAGCGAGAGAAAGAUUAGGACGGUACCUUUCCAACACCUCCACAAAGUCUUUGUCCAGCCUUGGGGAGGAAGCCAACCCACCUCCAGAAGAAAGUGAAACGGGGAACCCAGUAAGGGUGCUCCGAGCCAGGGAUCGAGAUGUGAAACGCCCUCCUAACGUUUGGUCUGCAACCGGGAGCUGCUCCCCAGUAAAACUUCACCAAGAAGACAAGCAGUCCAACAUGUCUUCUGAAACUCCCAGUCCCUCCUUCUCCGGGUUUCAAGCUCUGGCCAAAGCAGUUGGACUGCUCCAAAUCCCACCAACACCACCCCCGAAACGGAAACGUGGUAGACCCCCCUGUAAGAAACCAUCAGGAAAAAAACUGGUUUCCCAGGCUGGUGGUUUAUUCCCCACCAGUGCCAUGACAACGGGCAUCCAUGACGCGGAAGCUGUAGAGCACAAAAAGGAAAGAGGAGAAGGAGAACCGCAGGGAAAGGAAAGAGCAGAACCGCGGGGAAAGGAAAGAGGAGGAGAAGGAGAACCGCAGGGAAAGGAAAGAGGAGGAGGAGAACCGCAGGGAAAGAAAGGAGGAGAACCGCAGAGAAAGAAAAGAGGAGAACUGCAGAGAAAGAAAAGAGAAGGAGAACCGCAUAGAACGAAAAGAGAAGGAGAACCGCAUAGAACGAAAAGAGAAGGAGAACCUCAGAGAAAGAAAAAUGGAAGAGAACCGCAGGGAAAGGAGAAAGGAGGAGGAGAACCUCAGGGAAAGGAGAAAGGAGGAGGAGAACCUCAGGGAAAGGAGAAAGGAGGAGGAGAACCUCAGGGAAAGGAGAAAGGAGGAGGAGAACCUCAGGGAAAGGAGAAAGGAGGAGGAGAACCUCAGGGAAAGGAGAAAGGAGGAGGAGAACCACAGGGAAAGGAGAAAGGAGGAGGAGAACCACAGGUAAAGGAGAACAGAGGAGGGGAACCACAGGGAAAGGAGAAAGGAGGAGGAGAACCUCAGGGAAAGGAGAAAGGAGGAGGAGACCCACAGGUAAAGGAGAACAGAGGAGGGGAACCACAGGGAAAGGACGACAAGCGAAAGUGCAGGAAAAGGGUGAGGCUCAGGGAGGGACAUGGCAAAGGAGAGAGAGCAGAGUUGUUCCAGAGACUACCCGUGUUGUCUAAAUCUAAAACAGUUGUUCUAAAGCCUAGCUCGCAGACAACUUCCCCCAGUACCCAUGAAGAGCAGGUUCCUUCCAACUGUUCAGGGAUUGGAACCGGAACCAUUCUGCAACCCCAGCCGUCUGGUCAGCCACAGAACUCCAGUCCAAAACGAUCUGGAGAGACUGAAUCAGACAGAGACCCAUUGAGACACCCUGCUGUCAAGCGGACCCCCUCCAAGGGUCGGGCACCCACUGUGUGUCUCAAGAAGUUCCAAGAACUCCUGAAGCACAGGCACCAAAACACGAGGAAGUCCACCAAAAGCAAGCAGACAAAAGAAAGUGAAACUGAAGGACAGAAACAAAGUGAAAGAAAAUUAUUGAAACCCAACGAAAGUGACAACGGUCAAAAUGAAUCAAGACUGAUGAACAAAAACAUAAGUUCUUCCCAGUCUCUAGAAAGAAAGUCGGCCAUUAGACCAACCGUUGAUAAUGACCAUCAGACCAACCGAACAGAGAGCGACCAUCCAGAGGAAAAAGAUGGAGGACACAACAGCAGCACUUGUGGACAGGAGACAGAGUAUCAAGAUCUCAUCUACAAAGAGACUGAAAGAGAAAACGUUGAGGAUAGAGAACAUUUUGAGAACACAGGAAAUGUUUUAGACGGGAAAAACGUUGAUGCGUCAGGAGACUUUUUCAAACUCCGAGAGGAGCUGGCUACCUUAUCGAUGACAAGGACAAAGGACAUGGUGGAUCCUCAUCGGAGCGACAAAGGCAACAAGGAAGGAAGAGAUCUGGUUUCCAAGGAGAACAGAGAGAGGGAUACAGACUCGUCUACAGAGACAAACCAGAAGACCGAAAAGGGAAAAGGAUCCGUGGUGGAGGCGUAUAGAAGUGUCAUCAUCCAAGAGGUGGAGGAGAAAAUGGAGGAUGGCUAUUUGGAGAUGGAGAUCUCCAGCGAGGAGUUGGAUGUGGUUGAUGAGGUCCAGCAGACGUUGGGCUACGCCGGGGCUGAGGAAGUGAGUGGGGAAGAGGAGGAGAUAGAUGUAGAGGAGAUGGGUCCAACGAUGUAUCCUGAUGCAGCUUGGCAAGAGGGUCCCGGUGCCAGAGAAGGGGACCAAGUGAGUUCCACCAUGGCCAGCUUCAGAGGCAUCACCCACAUCCACCUCCCUCAGAAAAUCAAAAUGGAGACCGCUGCCCCCGAGAUGGCCGACGUGAGUAUUCCGACCCCUCUGGAGGCAGAGCCUUUCACGCUGACAUCACGAAGGGUCACCACGGGGUCAACAGGAAGCUGGGAGCCAGAGGAGGAAGAGGACGUGGAGGUGGACGUUCUUGAGUGGUCGCCGGAUGUGCGACCAAGAGUGUGGGGAGCGGGACUUGAGCAAGGCGUCACAGAACUGACCGAGGAAGACGAGAUAGACGUGAUGGGAGAGGAAACGGACUGAGUAAGUGGGAUGGUGUACUCUCAGGGACGUGUUCAUUUAGAAUCCAGUAAAAAAUUAAAAAAUAAUACAAUGUUGCCAUUGGAGAACGCAAGUGUGUAUUCUUCAACAGAAAGGCUAGCGUUGCAUGUAUGUUCUUCAUUGGAAACGUUUGUUAUUUGCAACAGAUUCUAAACAGUGUGUUCUUGAGAAGAAAGGCUACCGUUCCUAAGCAACCUCCCCGCUCCUCCUCUCCACACUGUUAACUAUCGGAGCAGCCCCAACCUUCCACACUGACUUGAUGAGACUAACUCACUAAAUGAGGGUCUCGCUAUAUAAAAGAAACAACCUUUGUUGAUUGUGAUGUUGUUUUUGUUGUACUGUUCUUCAGCAGAAUGCCUUAUGAGCCCUAGACUAGAGACUCGGCAAACGCAGAUACUCUUCUGUUACAUUUCAGGGCCUGUAUUGACAGCUUCUCAGAGUACGAGUGCAGAUCUAGGAUCAGUUUUUCCUUUCAAGUCAUAAUGAGUAACAGGGCCUACUCUGAGACGCCGGUGAAUACUGGACCCUGGUGUUCAUGCUGGUUAUUUUGAUACCUUCAGAAUCAGUCAGUGUCCAAUCAGAAGCACUUAAAUAUGUUUACAUCUGCCACUUUUGACAAGUUCUUUAUUUGUAGCUUCAUUGUUUGUAUAACUUUGUACAUUAGAAAGAAGGCCUGUCAUUUAAAUAUAAUAAUUUUGUUGUAUUAAAAUGGCUUUCUUGA